GUUUUUGGCUAAUGUAGACAAUGGGGCAAUGCUCCCUGCUAUUCUCUGUCGUUGUAUUCAGUUAAAAGUUUUGCUGCCACCAGAAGCGUAAUUAGACAGAGCCUCCUGGGGUGUAGACAUGGACGUGCCUUGCUACCUGCCCAAACUUCUCUUUGAGCUCAAUGAGCAGCGUAAGCGGGACUUCUUCUGUGACUGCAGCAUCCUUGUGGAAGGCCGUGUCUUCAAGGCCCAUCGUAACGUGUUGUUUGCGGGGAGUGGCUACUUUCGGGCUCUUCUGGUUCACUAUCUGCAGGAUAAUGGGCAGCGCUACAGCACAGCAUCACUGGACAUUGUUACAGCUGAUGCCUUCUCUAUUAUCCUGGACUUUCUUUACUCUGGCCGCUUGGCCCUGAACAGGAGCAAUGUCAUUGAGGUGAUGUCAGCAGGCAGCUACCUGCAGAUGACUGAUCUGGUGAACUUUUGUAAAGGAUACAUCCGCUCAUCUUUGGAAAUAUGCAACAAGGACAAGGAGGGUACCACAGAGAAGGAGAACCAGGCACAGAAUGGAAGGAUGGGUCCUGCGGAUAGCGGCAGUCCUCCUGCGACUAUCUCCAGUGGGGCAGGGGCUGCGCAGCCUCACUCACAGGUUGCAAGGGCAGAUAGAGGGUCGGAUUUGGGUCUGGAGUCUGGUACCUCAGCUAAAACCCCUUUGUCUCUCCCUGUUACCAACCCUCCAGGCACUAGCAGGGACAUGGACCGGGACUACCAUUCCAGGGAUGAGUUUACAUCUGUGAGUGAAGGACAGAAGGGGCACAUGGAUCAGACAAACCUCUCAUCCUCCUCAUCCUCUGCUUUGACCCCAGAGUUAGUAAACCCAAAGAUAGAGUAUGACCCAGAUGAGGAGCUUAUGGAGUCCCCUGACACCAAAGACCUCGCCUCAUAUCCUGGGCCCUCCCUCCAUAAUCCUCAUCAUAGCAGGCUGCUUCCCCCAAGCCCCUCCCCCUCCAAUGAGCGCUCCCCAUUGGGAUACAGCCCGUCCUUUAAUACCCGGCAGCUGAUGGAGAUGCUGGCCAGAGGAGAAGGCCCCAGUCCUCUAGGGGACCGAGUGGGGCAGCGCUUUACCCAAGGACUCAGUAGCAGCACAGGAGGAGGAGGGAGAAUGGAUGAAGGUUUAGGAUAUAUGGGAUCAUCCAUCAUGGAGAUCCAAUCUGAUUGGCUUGGAGAAGACACAGGUGAUGGCUUGGUAGUGCCAGUUAAACUCCACAAGUGCCCCUAUUGCCCGUACACUGCCAAGCAAAAAGGAAUCAUGAAGAGACACAUUCGUUGUCACACAGGAGAGAGACCCUUCCCCUGUCCUAUGUGUGGCAAGAGGUUCACGAGGCAGGAGCACCUCCGCAGCCACGCCCUUAGUGUCCACAGACACUACUGGUCAGUGUCAUGCAAGAGCUGCAGGCGAACCUUUACAGGACCCAGUGUUUCUCCAGGACUCCGACGCUUCAGCAUCUGCGACAGCUGCAACUGUGUGACCACCACUCAUGAUGAUUCUGCCCCUGUUCACCCUGCCGGCCAACCCGAGCCUAUAGACCGUGCAGACUGGUCCAGUUUUAUGGACGAUGUAGACGAGGUGGAGGUUGGCAGAGUGGAGGACUUGGUGGAGAAACAGAUGCUUGAAAGACAGCUGGAUGUCUGUACUGAUGUAGGUCACACACUGUGAAUCUGAAAUCCACUAUACUCUGAGAAGAAAAACCAUCCUUGAACUGUUUCUGCUGUUCUUUUUCCGACUGACCAUACUGUUAUUCAUAAUAAAUUAUUACUAGGGGUGUGACGAUACACUCAGCUCACGAGACGAGACACGAUAUUGGGUUCAUGAGAUCGAGACGAGAUUUUAACACUACUUUUAAGAAAACUUCAAUGAGGAAAUAUAUGGCUGUUCUUUUAUUUGAAAUUCACAAAAUUCAAAAUAAUGCAGGUGCAUUUUGAAAUGUUUUUAUACUUCAGUUCUACUUUCUAAGUAUGCAUUAUCAUAUGCAGUAUGCAGCACUGUAAAAGGUUUCCCCAUCUAGAUAGAUAUUUUUUAGAUAUUUUAUAGAUAGAUAAUUUUGGUAUUUAUGGAAAUAACAACCAUAAAUACAAAAGUUAUAUACAAUCACAAAUACCAAAAAGUGAAUUAUAAAGAAUAGAAUCAAUUCUAGUAUAUAAAUAUAAAUUAAAUAAAAACUCAAAUUGCACAAAUCCUGUAUCACAUAAAUAUUGCUUCUGAGACAACAUUCACCUCGACAAGAAAUAUUGUCUUGUUUUAAUCUCUCGUGGCACGAGAUCUCGUCACACCCCUCAUUAUUGCCAUAUGAUUAUUUAUUGAUGCAUUUUUAACUAGAAAAUCCAAACUUUUUGACAUCAGGAUCAAAUAGAUUACAUGUUAUUUUAAUCGUAAAUGUGAUCUUUCAUAUCAUAUUCACAUUUAAACGUAAUUCCUCUAUAUGUACUGUGUAUGUAGAAAUGAUUGGCUGUCACAACAGUAGCUUCUAGUUUACUUACUUAGCACUAUCCAUUUUAUAGGAUAGUGAGAGUAGCUUGAUGUUACAUGUUUUUUGUUUUUUUAAUCAAAAAAUGGUUACAGUUCACAGAUAAAAUAAGCUUUACGGUGGCCAUCGUGGAUAUUGUUGCAAUAAAUGUAAAUAUAUCUGGCCUUAAUCUCAAUUUUGUGUUUACAUGUGCUUUUUACAGAUAUUUGUUAAUCUUGUGAUACACAGAAUGUACAUAUCCUUGCUGUAGUUCAACAAUAUCAGUGUCAUGAUAUAAGAAAGCUGUUUAUGCCCUCUAGUGUCUGAGCCCACACUAGAUAUCUUAAGUGUGCCGUUAAUAACUGAUAUCAGGCUAUUGCAAUAUGGAGCAACUG
Messenger RNA from Scomber scombrus (Atlantic mackerel), 2875 nucleotides. It is a transcript of the gene zbtb8b, whose product is annotated as zinc finger and BTB domain containing 8B. The record is from RefSeq and is a predicted model, not a curated record. The coding region runs from base 119 to 1693 and encodes 524 amino acids. The transcript has 5 exons. Gene Ontology annotation, molecular function: DNA-binding transcription factor activity, RNA polymerase II-specific; RNA polymerase II cis-regulatory region sequence-specific DNA binding; protein binding. Gene Ontology annotation, biological process: regulation of transcription by RNA polymerase II. NCBI's taxonomy places the organism in Eukaryota, Metazoa, Chordata, Actinopteri, Scombriformes, Scombridae.